Messenger RNA from Dendrobium catenatum, 653 nucleotides. RefSeq lists its product as uncharacterized. NCBI's taxonomy places the organism in Eukaryota, Viridiplantae, Streptophyta, Magnoliopsida, Asparagales, Orchidaceae. The record is from RefSeq and is a predicted model, not a curated record.
UCUCCACUGCGGAAUCCUUCACCGGCUCCAUCUCCAGUUCAGAUCUACUCGACUUCGUGGAGGACGACAUCUGGACCACCGGCACCCAAUCAUCCGCCGGCGGUGGCGUAUGGAGCCUUCGGCGAUGUAACGGUGGCUGGGACCGCCCCAGGCAUGUCGGCGGAGCUUCCCUGAAUUUUGAGGCGGCGGAGGAGGAAGCGACUCUUCGCAGGCGGCGCAGCGACCGAACAGCUAGGGAGGCAGCGAAGUCGGCGCCGGUGAGCGUUCCGGGGUGGGGAAUGAUGGGUGGGUCGGCGGAGGCGGAGGCGGAGGUGGAGGAGGAGGAGUGGGUCCCGCCGCAUGAGUACGUGGCACGGGUGCACGGGAAGACGGCCGUGGCCACUUCGGUGUUUGAAGGUGUCGGCCGGACGCUCAAGGGCCGGGAUAUGAGCCGGGUUCGUGACGCGGUUUGGAGUCGGACCGGAUUCUUCGGUUGAACCAUUUCUUUGCGAUUCUUCCUCUAAACAAAUGAGAAAAUUUGCAGAUGAUUGUAACUAGUUUUUCUGUGCUUUGGUGUUAUUGAGCUUCAUGCGGUGGCCGACAAUUGUUGGAAUAUUAAUUAUUGUUAAUGUUAAUAAUGAUGGUGAUUAUUAUUGUUGUUGUUCGAUUAGUUC